Cylicocyclus nassatus is the source of this 345-nucleotide messenger RNA. The record is from the annotation of a GenBank genome assembly. Lineage: Eukaryota; Metazoa; Nematoda; Chromadorea; Rhabditida; Strongylidae.
AUGAAAAUGCAAGAGGACCCGUCACAACCACUUACAUCCCAUGCUGCUAUUAACGAUGCUCCGGAUGGAGAUGAUCCGAACGAGAAAACCGAUGGCAAGUUGCAUCUUCCGGUGGGCGAUAUCGAUAAAAUGCAUGAGGCAAUUCCAUACUUGCCGCUUCCGAUUGCUCUGUUUUGCUUUGUCUUGAACAUUUCUAUACCAGGGGCAGGAACGAUGUUUUCCGGUAUAGUGGGUAUGUGCAUCGGUCAACCACGAAUGAGUGGGAUCCACGAGGGAAGAAUCUCAGCUUUGGUACUUUUGGAUUCUUUUGCAGUUUGUGUUACACGGUGGAUUGAUGAAGGAUAG